Messenger RNA from Hymenoscyphus albidus, 762 nucleotides. Lineage: Eukaryota; Fungi; Ascomycota; Leotiomycetes; Helotiales; Helotiaceae. The record is from the annotation of a GenBank genome assembly.
AUGAUCAAGAGAGUAUUGGUCUUCAAUCCCAACACCAACAAAGCCAUCACUGAGACCUUCAUUCCUAUCCUCGCAAGCUUAAACUUACCAAAUACAGUGUUCACCUACUGGACAGCAUCCACCGGCCCUUCGCUUAUUCGGAACCAGGCUGACAUGUUCGAAAGUGCCUCGCAUUGCAUACCUUCACUUUUCGAUAUCGCCCACAAUUUCCAUGGCUUUUUAGGGGCAUGCUAUGCGGAUCAUCCUAUCGUUCGCUUAUUUCAGUCGUAUGUCAGCGACAAACCUGUGGUCAGCAUCUUUGAUGCCAGUAUCCAUGCUGCUUUGCAAAUGAUUCCUCCAGAUUCAAAAUUUGGCAUUAUCACGACUGGAAUGCCAUUCGAGGAGAUCCUAGCUGAGGGGGUCAAGCAGUUAUUUUCCAACACAUCAGCAUAUACCAUUGAGCACCUUCAGAAAUUUGGUGGAGUUGUGGCAUCUCAUAUUGGGGAAGGAGAUCUUGACAACGACACAGAGGGAACGGCGAGGGAAAAGAUAAUGGCAGCAACAACAAGACUUCUGGAAUCUGGGCAGGUAAACGUACUAUGUCUUGGUGGUGUAAUUCUCGUUGGGAUGGAGAGUUGGAUACGCGAGGCAUGCGACCUCGCUCUCGGUCCUCAAAGGGGUCGAGAGGUGAUGAUCAUUGAUCAGCUAGCCGCAGGGGCUUUGAUGUUAGACGCGUGUUUACAACGAAAGGCUUUUAUCGACUUCAAUCCGGCAUUGAGAUGA